Messenger RNA from Frankliniella occidentalis (western flower thrips), 2508 nucleotides. Its product is annotated as transcription factor Jra-like. The coding region runs from base 209 to 1039 and encodes 276 amino acids. NCBI's taxonomy places the organism in Eukaryota, Metazoa, Arthropoda, Insecta, Thysanoptera, Thripidae. Gene Ontology annotation, biological process: regulation of transcription by RNA polymerase II; regulation of cell population proliferation; regulation of cell cycle. Gene Ontology annotation, cellular component: transcription regulator complex. The record is from RefSeq and is a predicted model, not a curated record. Gene Ontology annotation, molecular function: RNA polymerase II cis-regulatory region sequence-specific DNA binding; transcription factor binding; DNA-binding transcription factor activity, RNA polymerase II-specific. The transcript has a single exon.
CGCCGCGCAAUCACAACGCUUUCUGCUGCCGUCCGAUCGGGUCGUGUCCGCGAGACUUUCAGUGGAGUUGGGCUCGGGGUGCGCGAGGGCAGUGCCAGUGCCGUGACGUGGUCUUGUUUACGCGAGUCCUCCCAGCCCCAGCGAGGUCAGUGAUUGACCAGCCAGUACAGCCCCACCAGCUGAGUGGAUAGUGGACACCGACAGGGUUAUGGUGCGAGUCCCAACCAGCAGCAGCAACAACAGCCACGGAAUGGACCACCUCUACCUCACCAGCCAGGCUGUGCAGCAGCAGGGGGAGAUCAACUCCAAGAAGAGGAAUCUGUCGCUGGACCUCAACUUCUCCAAGCCAGCCAAGCGGGGUCGCUUUGCCAACAUAGGGGAUGUGCCAGUGUUGUCGUCCCCAGAUUUGCACAAGUUGGGUAUUGCAACGCCUGACCUGGAGAAGAUCAUCAUGGGGAACGGCUCUCUGGCGACAGCAACACCAACUCCCAAUACCGCCUCCAUCCUCUUCCCUAGAGCGGUGACUGAAGAACAGGAAAACUUCGCCAAUGGAUUUGAGGCGGCCUUGAAUGAACUACAACACAGCGACUCAAGCCAGGGAGGGCCUCUUGUGGAGAACAUUAGGUGUGACAGUACUUCCAGUGGAGACUCUUCAGAGGAUUACUCAUCGCUCCUGGAAAACAGUCAGGGAGCUACAUUUUCCAAUAGUUAUGGCCUCUCCGGGAUUAAGGAAGAACAGCGUGUUCCAAGUCUCGGGUCUUCACCUCCCAUGUCUCCUAUUAACAUGGAAUCUCAGGAAAAAAUUAAACUGGAACGUAAACGUCAAAGAAAUCGUCUGGCUGCCAGCAAGUGCCGAAGAAGGAAGCUGGAAAAGAUCGCUAAGCUAGAGGAUAAGGUGAAACUCCUCAAGAAUGAAAAUGGGGACCUGAGUGUUAUGGUGAACAAAUUAAAGCAGCAAGUUUUCCAACUUAAAGAACAAGUUUUAGAGCAUGCUAACCAUGGUUGUGACAUUAGGGAAAUGCAGUUUGCCUUGCAAUAAUAACACAUGCCAUUGUAUGAAUUUCUCAGGUGUUUUAUGUUUUGUUUGAGUUCUUCAGAAGUUCUCCCAGUCACUAGAAUACUCGCCCUGAGUGGGAAUGCUACCAGUAUCGCUACGCCAUAUAAUUGUGAUUACGCUAUCUAAACACUAUUGGAAUAUGUGCCUUUUCCAUGUCAAUACAUGCACUGUUCUCCAUAUUUUGUUUCUUUCCUUUAUGCCAUACUUUUAAAAUGGUAUUUCAAAGAUAAAAUUUAUAAUAAUACUGAUUAAAGUGGUGCUUGUAUUGAAUUGUCACUUAUUGGCAUACACCCACAAUAUGUGCUAUUUUAAUAGCUUAUGUAAUUUUGAUACAGAGAGGAUGAGCUAAUUUUUCUGUGCCCUCAAGUUUUACAGUGAAAGGCUUCUGUUUGUGUUAAUUAUGAUCUCAUGUUGAAUCAAAGAAGGGAGUACGCAUUUCUUUCAGAAAUGAUGUUAAAGUAUCGUCUCAAGAUGUAAUUAAUGAUAAUGAACUGUAUGUGUAUCGUCAUAACUUGUUUUUUCCAUCAGAAGUCAGUCAGCCUUUUCUUGCCAUUUUUGUAUGCAUUCUUGUGUAAAAAUCAAAGUUGUGCCUUGGUGCCAAAUUUCUUGUUGCUAAAAUAUUUUGUACUAAACUAAAUUGAAAUUGAGGUAUUGUUGUACCACAUAAAAUUAAUCGUGCUGAUUUGAAGCUCGAACGUCUACCCAGGGUCUGUAAUUUUGAAACAUUGCUCAAAUCAAAUUCAAUAAUUUUUGCUUUCAUUUAUAUAGAAGCUCAAAUAUGACAAUCAGCCAUUGGAAGGUGCUAGGCAAUGUCCUGUUUCAAGGGUAGCUAUAAUAUGAUGACCAAGGACCUUUGAAAUUGUAUAAUUAGUUUUGAAGGCUCAAACACAUUUUGUGUUGACCAGCUCUUUGGGGUAGACUGUGUUCGAUCAUUUAGCACAGUUGUAAGAUUUUUUAUUUUUAUUUUAUACCCCCUUUUUACGUACUGUUGGACAUUACCAGAAUUAAGUCAGUAUUAAUUGAUUUAGAUGGUGCUUCUUAUGAAUUCAUGACUCGUGGCACCUAGUCUUUAAAUAAAUCAGAUCUAUUACACUGUUUUUCUAUACUACAGUCUAUUAGUUACCAUUUGAUUUUGGAUGAAGUCACCAUGUUUGCCUUGAUUAAGAGAAAAUUCAAAUCAUGUGUGUUAUACUUAAGUUUUAGAUGACUUACAAGGUUUGCUAUUUUCCUACAAAAUUACCUAGAUCUAAAUAAAAUUUGUUUUUAUUUGUUAUUUGGAAUUUGCUUCUUGUUCCAUUGUUUACUUAAGCAUUCAUUUGUUUAUUUGUUUUUUUUACAUUUUUGUGCCGAGAAUCUUUCUUGACUUUGUUAUAAUUUGCGCUCUGGCUUGCUUUUGUAGGAGGAGCUUUAAGUUAUUGGUAAAUAAUAAACAUUUUUAUAAUAUAAAUAUA